AUGCCUACCAUAGUCACUGUUGGUGCCGAUGAAGAUGAUGAGUAUUUUGAUGAGGAGGAGAAGGCGAAAAUUCUUCAAGAGGAGAAGGCCUUCUCCACUAGUAUGAAUAGUUCAACAUUUAACGAAAAUUUACAAGCAUCGGAACUAAUUGGAAGUAAGGUUGAUGAAAUUGAAGAAGGAAUGGAUGCUGAACAAUUCAUGCCAGAGGUGCGAGAUAUUGAAUUGAAAAAUAUUGUCGAAGAACACGUUCUAGAUAGAGUUGAUAAUAAUUUUAGUCCAAUGAUGACUGAUACAUAUGAUAUUGAUUCGAGAGCGUCUUCCUCAAUGUCUUCUGAUUCCAAUGGUUCACCCCAAUUACAGGAACAAGACCCAGAGGCAUUAGCCAAAACAAUUGAGGAUGAAACCUUUAGAAGAUAUCUCAAAAUUCCUCCAGAAGAAAGAGAAAGAUUGAAAAAUAGAGAAGCAGAGCUCCCUAUCAAAUUUGAUGAUUUCAUAGCCAUCCACGGAUUCAGUGCAGAAAAUCAAAAGGUGAAGAAUGAUAAAAGAAAUGACCAUAUUUCCGAUUCGAUAGCCUAUAUUGACAGCCAGCAUUUUUCCUACCACUAUGAAAAGUAUAGUGGAAGCUCAGAGGAAAAAGCAAGUAUCCCCUCAAAGAAUGACAUGGAAAAGUCAUCCAAUGUAAAGAAAAAUAAGAAGAGAAGAAAGAAACAGACUGAGGAGGUUGUAGAUAUGGAUCAUGCCAACAAGACCUUAUCUCAAGAACAAAUUGCUGAGCAGAGGAAAGUCAAUAAGCAAUUAAGAGAAGAACGAAAGAAACGGCAAUCCAAUAGAGAAAAGAAGGUCUCUAACCUUGAAAAGCAAUCCAAAAAAUCACAAGAAAUGUACGAGAAGGCAGAGAGAAGAUCCAAAAUAUUCUCAGAAUGGAUGGAUCAACAAGGAAUCAUUACAGAAGAUGUGGCAAACCUUAUUCCAAGACUGUCAGAGAAAGAUUUCUACGAAGAGGAAGAAGCUAGCUCAACAAAGAGCUUUUUUAUCACUGACAUGAAUGACUCACAGAAUUACAUUGAAAAAAGAAAACAAAAGGAGAAGCAGAAAUCAUUAUUAUCAAUGCCCCAAACAUUUGAUACAAGUAAUUACGAUAGAAAGAGCAAACUAUCAGAUCUUGGAAGUGUUUUAGAUCAUAAAUAUGGUUCCAACAAUAAGGAUGGAAGCACCUCUUCAAGAAUGCCAAGUAUUAGCAGAGGGAGUAACAAAUCUGUGGGAUUUUUGACUUUCUGGAAUAAGAGCAGUGUUCCAAAGAGGCCAGCUGUAAGAGAAAUUACAACUCUUACCAACCUCUCUAAAUUAUUGAAAGGUUACGAGUUUGACACCAAUAUUGAAAGUGGUGGAUUUUAUGUAAUGGCUGCUCAUAGUAGCACGUCAAAUCAAUGCUCUGUUAGGAAAAUGUAUGAAAGAUUUUUCCAACCCAUUCCUUUCGUAAAAUCGAAGAAUUUACACAGGAUGUGUAAGAAGUUUAAUACCAGUAGUAUUGGUAGUAAUAGUAGUGGUCAAAAUAUGGAAGGAGCAACUGCAUCAAAUAACAACAAUAACAAUACAACUCCUACAUCACGAGAGAGGUACAUUGUCAUGUUUAAAGAAUAUAUGAAAGCAUUUAAACAUGAUGAAUACAUUAGCACACUUUUAGGAGGAACUCAUAGAGGAUAUAAAAUAAUUGAAAGGGAUAAUGCAGCUACUAGAAUGUUUGACACUGACUUUGCACUUGUUGAAUUUGAAAAUAUUACUUUAAAGUCAGAAUUAGAGUCAAGGACUCAAUUUGUACGAUAUGUUGUUCGUCAACAUGAAUAUCACAACAUGAUGAACAAUGAAAGAAAAUUACUCAAUCACGAUAUUGAAACACUUCCAGAUGAUGAACAAGAUCACUCAAUUCUUAAUAGUAUUGGAAAAUUAUUUACUCAAUGGUCAACCGAGGAUAAAUAUUCAGACCACCACCAUCACAGGAGAAAAUUAUGUAAUCAUCCAAGUCAUUCCUAUGUUGAUGUUUCAGAAAAAUUGAAUGCCCACAAACUUUGGGAACAGGGUAUUUAUGGACAAAAUAUUAGAGUUGCUGUUUUUGAUACUGGACUUUCCAGUACUAAACAUGAAGAAUCCUUCUCUCAUAUUGAAGAUAUGAUAAAUUAUACAACAGAAGACUCUGUAAAUGAUGAGUUAGGUCAUGGUACUUUCAUCUCUGGAGUUAUUGGCUCUAAGCAUUUGACACCCUACACACCAAAGUCCAACACUACACAACCUUUUAAUGAGAAGAAGGAAAGGGGAUCUGGAUGUAGAGGUCUUGCUCCUGAAGCCUCUGUUUUCAUCUUUAAAGUAUUUACAAGCAAACAAGUUUCGUAUACAUCCUGGUUUUUGGAUGCAUUCAAUUAUGCUAUGAAAUCUGGUAUUCAAAUCUUGAAUUUGAGCAUUGGUGGACCUGAUUACCUCGAUAUCCCAUUCAUAGAUAAGGUAAAGGAACUCACAGCCAACGGUAUUAUUAUUAUUUCUGCCAUUGGUAAUGAUGGCCCUCUUUAUGGAACACUUAACAAUCCUGCAGAUCUUGUAAAUGUGAUUGGUGUUGGAGGUAUUGACGAUAAUGAUAAUAUUGCAAAGUUUAGCAGUAGAGGUGUUACCACUUACGAGUUACGUUUUAAUAAUGGAUAUGGAAGAGUUAAACCAGACAUUGUAACCAUGUCAGUCAAACUUAGAGGACUUGGGUUGAAUAAGGCUGGUGACAAUGUUGGAUAUUGUCAUUCUAUUUUAUCUGGAACAAGUGUAGCAAGUCCAGUUAUUGCUGGUGCUAUUACUCUCCUUGCCAGUAGUACUCUGAAGAAUAAGGAUACCUCUACUCAAAACUCUGACGAUAUUUCAAUAAGAGCUAAAAUGGAUGACUAUCCAAAUACUCAUAAUUCUUUAUUGCCACUCAUUAAUCCAGCCAGUAUCAAGCAAAUACUUUUAGAAUCAGCUCAAAGAGUUCAUCAUGCCAAUAUUUUCGAACAAGGAGCAGGUAAACUAAACCUAGAGAAGGCCUACGAAUUACUCCAAGAUUACAUGGAAAAAGCCAAACCUAGAGCUACUUUUUAUCCUAGUGAAUUGGAUCUUACAUCUUGCCCAUACAUGUGGCCAUACUGUUCACAACCUAUUUAUCAUACUGCAAUGCCUAUUGUAUUCAAUGUUACUGUCCUUAAUGCUAUGAGCGCCUCUGGAAGAGUUGUUGGAGAACCAGUUUUUGUACCUGGAAAGUAUGGUGACUUUUUAGAUGUUACCUUUACUCAUCCAAGGGUAAUGUGGCCAUAUUCUGGAUGGUUGGGUGUACAAAUCUCUGUUAAUAGUGGAGGAAGAUUUUUCAAUGGCUAUUGUGAAGGAACAAUCAAGAUGAAAAUCAUGUCACCUCCUUUGGGAGUUGGAAAAGAUGGCAACGAGAUGCAAGUUAGUGAGAUGGAACUUAAAUUAAAAGUCAAGGUAAUUCAACCACCCUUGAGACAGCAAAGAAUAUUGUGGGAUCAAUAUCAUAACAUUCAAUAUCCACCAGGUUACAUUCCAAGAGAUAAUUUAGGUAAUAAGGAUGAAAUUUUGGACUGGAAUGGUGAUCAUAUCCAUACCAACUUUAGAGAUUUGUAUAUUUUCUUGAGAAACAAGGGUUAUUAUGUUGAAAUCCUAACCGGAGAUCUCACAACCUUUGAUGCAUCCAAAUAUUCUACUCUCAUGAUUGUAGACUCUGAAGAAGAAUUUACAGAAAAAGAGAGAGAAAAACUGAAAGAAGAUGUUCAAGUUUAUGGUCUUUCUGUUGCUGUCUUUGCUGACUGGUACAGCGUUCCAAUCAUGAAACAUAUCAAAUUUUUCGAUGAUAAUACCUAUACUGUUUGGACUCCAAUUACUGGAGGUUGUAAUUUACCAGCACUGAAUGCAUUGUUGGAUCCUUUCAACAUUGUUUUUGGUACAAGAGUCUAUACAGGUGAGAUAACAAUUGGAAAAGAGAAGGCUUCUUUCCUCUCAGGAACUAGUAUUAUUAAAUUCCCUGAAGAAGGUAUGCUUGCUUCUUUCCAUCUUAAAGAUCAAGGUAUUGAAAUUUUGAGUGGAAAACAAAAUUCAAAACCAAUUCUUGGAACAGACUCCUCCAGUACAAUCCACAAAGUACCAGUACUAGGAUUUUCAAAAUCUGGAAAAGGUAGAAUAGCAGUAUUUGGUGACUCUAAUUGUUUAGAUGCUGUUGGAAAUCCAACACAUAAUUGUUUCUGGUUGUUGGAUCAAAUUCUCCAAUACACAAGCCAACACAAAAUGAGUGAGGAAUUUAUUAAGGAUGCAAACAUCAAAACUCUUUCUCACUUAUUCAUUUCACAAAGCAGUUCUGUUGUAGGUGCUUCGGGUUUAGUUGCUGUAUCGACAAAUAAUUCCUUCUUGACUGUAUCCGAUUUCUUUUUUCUUCCUCUCUUGGCUUGUGUAGUUGUUGUAGAAGGAGAAGCUGUUUGA
Naegleria gruberi is the source of this 4497-nucleotide messenger RNA. RefSeq names its product subtilisin-like serine peptidase. The transcript is spliced from 4 exons. Gene Ontology annotation, biological process: proteolysis. Gene Ontology annotation, cellular component: Golgi apparatus. Bases 1 to 4497 code for a protein of 1498 amino acids. Gene Ontology annotation, molecular function: serine-type endopeptidase activity. The record is from RefSeq and is a predicted model, not a curated record. NCBI's taxonomy places the organism in Eukaryota, Heterolobosea, Eutetramitea, Acrasida, Naegleriidae.